Molecule: messenger RNA, 1516 nt
Organism: Magnolia sinica
Lineage: Eukaryota; Viridiplantae; Streptophyta; Magnoliopsida; Magnoliales; Magnoliaceae
Product: dof zinc finger protein 4-like
Exons: 2
Coding region: 339-1163 (274 amino acids)
Biological process (GO): regulation of DNA-templated transcription
Molecular function (GO): DNA binding; DNA-binding transcription factor activity
Source: RefSeq, a predicted model, not a curated record
UCAGGGGACGGACAGAGAGCAGUUCCAAUUUUCCAACAGAGAGUCGAACACUGGUCGUACUGCCAUUUCAACACACUCUCUCUCUCUCCCCAUCACAAUCUCUCUCUCUGUCUGUUAUAUCGAUAUAGGCAUACAGUUAGGUAUUGGGAGAGAUAGACAUGCUUGCAUAUGUUGGGGAGCCCAAGUGCCAAGCGCCCAUCUCAGUUUCUCAGUCGAUAAAAGGAGAAGAAGGUUGGGAGUGGGAAGGAUUCAACGUUUGGGUGAAAUUGAAGAAGCUCAUUUUCCUUCUAUUUUUCCCUCCUUCAAAGGGCUAAUUCAACUAUCUCAUCAAAACAUAAAUGGGUCUCAGUUCUAAGCAAGUUUGUAGCGACAGCUUGGAUUGGAUGCAGAACUUGCUGUUGCAAAAUGGAAGCUCGGAGCCCCCCAAGCCAUCACAAGCAAGGCAGCACCAGCAGCAAACACCGCCCUUGGAGUGUCCGAGGUGCCAUUCAACCAACACCAAGUUCUGCUACUACAACAACUACAACCGAUCCCAGCCACGCCAUUUUUGCAAGUCCUGUAGGAGGCACUGGACCAAAGGCGGCACCCUCCGUAACGUCCCUGUUGGUGGGGGACGCAAGAACAAGCGCCUCAAAACCGCUGCCACCACCUCCCACCAAAACACCAAUGCCACCACCACCACCACCACCAAUACCAACACCAACAUGGUUAGUCAGCACCAACAGCGGCCACAGCAACAACAACCACCUACUGCCCAUGUAGAUCAGAAGAACAUCUCUGAAAUUCUGUACCGAGCCCUGCACACACCACUGCCACAACCUGAUUUUGUCAAUAACAGCAACAGCAAUAGCAGCAGCAGCAGCAGGUUGGUGGGUUCACUCCCUUCUUUCCCUCUAAUGCCCCAGUUGCCACUCUUCACAGACAUAAGCCCCUAUGACAACGUUUUUUCUUCCUCUUUGUUCGAGCAAUCCCAUCUCUAUAACUACACUGCCGAUGCCACCAAAGAUGCAAUCUUUGAGAAUAGCACAGAGAGUAGUCUUCUGUUGCCCUCAUCUAUGACAACAACAACAACAACAAUAGCUGCAGUAUCAUCACCAAUCACCACAAGCAAUUACAUGGAGUCUGGUAGCUACUGGAAUUGGGACGAACUUGGGCUCUACUGAUGCCAAGCUGAAAUCUGAAGACGAUACAAGACAAGCAAUCUAAUCAUUUUCAGCAGUUAUAAUGUCAGUUUCUUUCUUCAUCUUUAUCACCAUGUUAUUUUGUUAUAGUUGUGGUUGUGGUCGUUGUUACUCUGCUGUUACAGAGAAAGGUGGACAGAAAAGACUCUCGCGGUUUGGGGUUGAGGCGUCAAAAGAAAGAUUAUGGGGGCAUCUUCUACUGAUCAUGUAAAAGGGUAGGAAUAGGAUUUUACGGGAGAAUAGGAUAGAGAGGUGGGUUUCGUUAGGAUCUUGGGACCGAUUCUUAGUGUGUUUGUACUGUAAAUAUGAUAUUUCAUGUCGUUCGUAUGCUUUUU